Molecule: messenger RNA, 3980 nt
Organism: Schistosoma intercalatum
Lineage: Eukaryota; Metazoa; Platyhelminthes; Trematoda; Strigeidida; Schistosomatidae
Source: the annotation of a GenBank genome assembly
GAGACUUCUGUUAUUCAACAAAAUUUAACUUCCAAUGACCGAUGUCGGUUCAAGUUUAAUUUAUUGGAAUGAGAAAGAAAUCCUGCCAAGAGGGAUUUUUCUUUCUUCCUCUGGGUCUGGUGGGGAUCGUCUUCUGUUUUGGCAAUCGUUCCAUGCUAACGAUAACAAUAAAUACAAUCCUAAAAAAGGAUAUUGUACACGCAAUGAUGACUGCUCAUCGGCGGUUGACACUGUUAACAACCAGGAGUCUACGUUAUCAAAGGGUCCUACAUCUAUUGGUAGUUCAACCAUAGAGGCAAUCACUCCUAGUCCCAGACUAAAAAAUACGGGCCAUAUUCGAGGUCAUAAAAAUAGUGAAAACCCAUUCGCACUCAGUUUAAUCUCUGAACGCACGAUGUUUUUCAAUGAAAGUAGUUUCGGGAAUGGUCCUAUCACUGCUGGGCUGAAUCAGAAUUUUAUGGGCUCAGCAGAUCGUACGUUAAAUAAUUGUCCAACGAUUUGUUCAAAUAUCAACUCUAGUUUGUGUACUACGAGUUCAUUAUCUCCGAGUAAUCCAGUUGGGGGUGUAACUACAAAUUUGUCCAAUCCUAAUAUAGUUCUUGGAAGUCUGUAUUCUACUGAUCCAUCAUUGCAGGUUCCUUCUACUGAAUCCCCUUUAAUUGGAAAUUUAGGGAUUUCAAAUAUAGAAGGUAUUCCAGCCAAUGUAUUACUUAGUCUUUUACAUCAACAAACUCAAGCUCUUCAACGUAAAAUCUACAUCAAGUUAGACCACAAUAUAUUUAUUGGAGCUGCAUUUAAUUUAUCCCCGUCUGAUAUUGAAACCAUCGGACUUAUUGAAGAUACUGAAGAUUGUAAUACCAAAAUUUGUGAUAACGAGUUAUCACGGACAACUAUGAUUAGUUUCACUGUUGGUUUUUUGAUGGAUUCGUCUGCACCUCCAUCUGUAUUGUCUUAUCUUACUGAAUUAUCCAGAUUGAUCGGUUCUCAAGUAAGACGUGCAGAAUUAGUGUUUAAUUACCUUAGAGAUCAAAGAGAUAUUAUUGUUUCUACUCUAGAGAAAUAUUCUUAUGCUGAUACUAAUUCAUGGUCCGGUAACUUAACAACAGACUACAACACAAAUAAAUAUGGACCAGAUAACUUAAACUUUUCCAAGUCAUCUCAAUUCUUUUCAAAUAAACGUUAUAUCAAAAUCGCAGAAAGUUCUAAUUCUGAUAGAGAUACUAAUUUUGUUAAUUCUGUCAUGGAUCAAGAAUGCAAUGAAUCUAAGCUACCAAAUGCGUUAAAUGCAAAUCAAUCAAUCAAUGAAAAUAUAUCUGCAAAUAACUCUUAUAAUAAUUCUGAUGAUUUUCAUGAUAAGAUAAAUGACGUAACUACAAUGAAUCCACUUGAGAAAUUAGUUCAAAUAUCAUCUUUAUGCGCUGAACUAAAAAGCAUACUUGAUUCAGUUUGUAAAACAGGCCAUGUGAACGUUAAAAUUAACAAGAUUUAUCCAGUCUGUUUUUGUUUACCACACAAAGCUUAUUGUUUAAACAAUAAUGAUGGAAUUUCUAACUGUAUAGUCGCUGUUCGACCAAUGGCUAUUUGGAAUGCAAUGGAUAAAAUACGCCCAUAUCAUGCUUUAAUAUUACUACUGCGUAAAAGUGAUUUACUCAGAGAUUAUCUUCCAACUGACAUUAAUCCAACACUGAAAGACUUCAUAAAUGCUUUAUCGCCAACAAUUAGCUUGUAUAAUUUGGCACAACGGUUUCAUUCUCAGUCACAUUGUUUGAAUUUAGCCUUGUGGUUAAUUUAUCGUGGUCAUGCAUUGAUUGUUUAUCCAAUUGUCGCUAAUAAUAUGUAUAUUCUUGCACCUCAUUCUAAAGCAUGGUUCACACCUCAAUUAAUUGGUCAAUUUGCAACAUCGUUUCCUGAUGUCAACUUUGCUGAGCUUUUAACAUCGUUUUCAACAAGUUUUAUACUAAAAGAUCAUUUCGAUUCAUCCAAUUCUAUCGUUGACAACCUUCAUUAUGAUGGGGAUUCGGAUGUUGUUCGUAAUCGAUCUUCGAAGACAUCAUGGACAAACUUACCCUUAACGGAAAAAAUAAAUCUGAUUGCUUGGCUACUUCGACGUCGGCUCAUAAUACAAAUUCAUCUCUACAUAUUCCCGACAUUUUUAUCCAAUAAAAAUGUAAGUGAAACGAAUAUGUUCAAUGAUAUCAAGAAUAUUUCAAAACAUUUUGAGAGUGUACAUAUGUCCAAUAAUAGUGUUAACAGUACAAUACACAGUAGCAGUAAUAGUAGCAGUGAAUACGACAGUGAUGAAACCACAUCAGAAGUAAAAGGUAGUGAUAAUUUAGAGGUCAAUUCCACUAUUUUUAAUCUUGAUGAAUUGUGUAAAAAAAUACCAAAAGAUGUCUUAUGUGAAUUAACCAAUAAUUUACCUGUUGAAUCUCAACAAACAUUACUUCUAUCUAUUUUGAGCCAUCCUGGAGCAAUACAAAAUAUCUCACUUCUUCGAUUAUUUGGACGAAUUUUACCUCAUCUUCCAGCUCACUUAGAAGAAAUUAUGUUUAAAGAACAAAUAAAACGAUCCACUCUAGUUGAAUGCAUUGAAAGAUUUGCCCCAUUCUUGGCCACAGCCAGACUUCCAGAUCCUGUCACGUCUUGUUUUGCUGGAAUACCAUGGCCGAACUAGUAUUACUCGUUUAUUUAUAUUCAGUCUGUGUAAAAACAAAAUUUGAAACGCAUCACAUUAAAAUCUGAACUCAAAGUUUUCUUAUUCGCCUUAAUUCCAUCGUUUGUUGUCAAAAAUUUACAGCUAAGUUCUAUGCAACAAUUUUAUUUGACCUCAUCGUACAAUUUUGUAUCGAGUGUUUUCCUACGUUAUAAUCCACACUUGACGCAACAAUAAAGACAAAUCUCACAACCAAACUAUCUUAUCUGAAAUUCAUUAAUUUCGGUUUACUAAAGUAUGCUCGAAGAACAUUAUUGUUCUUGCAAAAGUUAUAUCCUUACACAUCUUGUUCCAUAUGACCUGGUAACAUAAUUGUAAUGAAUAUUAGUCUAUUGUUUACUUGUGAUAUCUACUUUAUAAACAUAUACAUACAGUUUUAAAGUGUUUAGAUGUACAUCCACCUUUUUUAUAUUAUCAAAGAAUACUUUUAAUAUUUGUUUUGUUAAAUCGUUUUCUAUGUUUAUACUUCGUAUUCAUAAAUUUAUUUAAUUAGAAAACAUUUAUUCAUUGGAAUUUAUGAAAACAGAAUCAUUUUAUGGAUGAAAGAAAUUGCUUUGUAAAGAAAAUACCUGGUCUGAAUGAUUUUCUUCAUAGUCCAUUAAUAUUGGUUUAAAUCUUUAAAAUGAAAGAUUAUACUUUGUUUUUGAUGCUCUCAUUGGAUUCGAUACAAGUAGUUGUCAAGUAAUAAGUCUUAAUGGUGAUGGUUUUUUCCGGAGCUUUACUUUCUUCCUAAUUACUCCAGUGUGUGAAAAAGUCCAUGCUACUAAUUUGUUUGCUAAUUUAAAAAAUUCUGUAUUCGUAAAUGUCAUUUUACGAAGAGAAUAAUUACAAUGGAAGAAUUAUUAAGUAUACCUGGGCGUAUUUAAUGUAUUCCAUCUUUGGCUACGAUAUUUGCACUUAAUGUAACUGACUUCAUGCCACAGUUCGUGCAUCGACGUUGCUACUAACACUUGAUUGUCAAGGAAAACAUAGUAACAGGCAAAUCUUAUGAAAAGCUCUUUUCUUAAAGUAUUUGCUACUUGUUACUUGCUACUUGUUCUUAUUUUUGGACAGUCUAGAUGACCGAAUUAUCUCAAGGUAAGGAGCAUAACUUCUGUGCAUCAUUCAAUCCGUUUGUCUUAUAUACCUUUAGUUAUUGGCUUCCAUUGUUUUACGCUAAGUUAUCUGUUUACUGUUCAAAUCCAGAACUAUUCCACUCAAAGCUCUUUAGUCGAUUGUAUUGAAAGUAUUGAAUAUCAAUUAUUCUGCUCCUAAUAUUACACUAUUG